Messenger RNA from Ornithorhynchus anatinus (platypus), 671 nucleotides. It is a transcript of the gene CHURC1, whose product is annotated as churchill domain containing 1. Gene Ontology annotation, biological process: fibroblast growth factor receptor signaling pathway; positive regulation of DNA-templated transcription; multicellular organism development. NCBI's taxonomy places the organism in Eukaryota, Metazoa, Chordata, Mammalia, Monotremata, Ornithorhynchidae. Bases 4 to 420 code for a protein of 138 amino acids. Gene Ontology annotation, molecular function: zinc ion binding. The record is from RefSeq and is a predicted model, not a curated record. The transcript is spliced from 4 exons.
CGCAUGCGCCAGCCUCCCUCCCUCCCUUCCCCCCGCUAUCGCGAGAUUUGGAGUCUCGGGAGCGGCGGCCUGGAGACGACGAUGUGCGGAGACUGUGUGGAGAAGGAGUACCCGGAUCGGGGUAACACCUGUCUGGAAAAUGGGUCCUUCUUGCUGAACUACAUAGGUUGUGCAAUGUGCAGUAAACGUGACUUUGUGCUGGUCACAAACAAAGCCACAAAAGAAGAGGAUGGAGAAGAAAUAGUCACUUACGAUCAUGUGUGUAAGAACUGUCAUCAUAUGGUAGCCAGGCAUGAGUAUACUUUCAGCGUCAUGGAUGAAUAUCAGGAGUAUACCAUGCUCUGUCUGUUAUGUGGCAAAGCGGAAGAUUCUGUCAGCGUCCUCCCCGAUGACCCUCGACAGAUGGCUCCAUUGUUCUAAGGAUCCUGCGAUAAUGCCCUUCGUUGCCUCGACAAUAUGUUGACUUCCAAGACAGCACAUCUGAGUUUUUUCCAACCUACCGUACAUUUUUUGGCACAUUUUUGAAAGCACUGAUUUGGCUCUGCUUUGAAAGGAAAACGUCUGCUCCCUACAUUUGCGUUUUGAGACUUAUUCUUUAUGUGAUUUUACUCCUUGCUAACAGCUCUGCAUGUGAAAAGGAAUAAGAUUAAACUGCCCCAGCAAAGUGUCUA